CCAAAAUUUAUAACCCUGUCAUCCAUAAUACCCAUCAACCCCCCCAUCAUCCCCACCACCCCAAACAUCAACUCUAAAACCAAGAACCACAACUCCCCGCAAAUCCCCCAAUCACCCAUCCCAAACAAACUUGGCACAGCCUCCACAACACUUGCGCCCCACCGCCAUAUGGCAUCCGCCUCCGCCGCCGCCACGGCGCCUGACCCCUCAUCCCCACCACCAAGCACGCACCGCCUCCCAACCCAGACAGCAGCACAAGCCCUCGCAGCGCAGCGAGCGGAAGAGGAUGUGAAGAUGGGGGUGGAGGGGUUGGAUGCGCUGUUGGGGGUGAGGAGGGGGGAGGUGAUGGAGGUUUUUGGGGCGCCGGGGGUGGGGAAGAGGGGGUUUGGAUUACAAUUUGCUGUUGCGGCGUUGAGGAGGGGGGAGGGGGUUGUGUGGGUUGAUGCCGGCCAUCCCCUCCCCGGACCACGCCUUGAAGCUGUCCUGUCCGCCUCCCUCAGCACACCGACUUCUGAAGCAGCAUCACAACCGCCAUCACAACCGCCAUCACAACCGCCAUCACAACCGCCAUCACAACCGCCAUCACAACCGCCAUCACAACCGCCAUCACAACCGCCAUUACAACCGCCAUCGCAACCGCCCCACCUAUCACCCCCAUCCCCUCCCACCGCAUCCACCCUCCUCAAAAACCUCACCACCUUCACCCCCCCAGCCCUCCCCCACCUCCUCGCCCUCCUCUCCCAUCCCCUCCCCCCACAGACAAGCCUUCUAAUCCUCUCAUCCCCCUCCUCUCUCCUCCCCCCACCCCCCACCCGUCAACACCCCCCCUCCAGCUCAAGCUCCAACCCCAUAACCCCCCUAAUCAACGCCCUCCGCCGCCUCGCAGCAACCUCACACAUCGCCCUCCUCGUUCUCUCACAGACGGUCACGCAGCUGCAACCUCAUGGACCGGCGGCGUUGGUACCGGCUAUUGGGGGGGCGGCUUGGGAGGGUGGGGUGGGGGGAGAGUGGUGUUGUGGAGGGAAGGGGGGGGAGAACGGCAUCGAAGACGCACCAAUCAUAGAACUCGUAAGCGGCCGAAAACGCAAAGCGGAAGAGAUCCUAGAGGGAGGGGUACGGUUGGGAGAUGAUGAUUAUGGAUGGGAUGAGGGUGAUGAAGUGGGGAUGCCGUUGUUGGGACCGCAGACGCAGGGGAGUGAGGAUGUGCUUGUUGUGCCUGGGGAGGAGACGGAGACAGAGGAAGAGGAGGAGGGGUGGGAUGGGGGUGAGGAGGGAGGGAGUGGAGGGGAGACACCUCGAGAUGGGGGGGAGGGUGGGGAUGUGAAUGGUGAGGGCCACACCCUUGUGGGAGCUGGUUUACCGUCGUCCGGUUAUGUGGGUUAG
Messenger RNA from Pseudogymnoascus destructans, 1383 nucleotides. RefSeq lists its product as uncharacterized. The record is from RefSeq and is a predicted model, not a curated record. Gene Ontology annotation, molecular function: crossover junction DNA endonuclease activity; four-way junction DNA binding. Gene Ontology annotation, cellular component: replication fork; Rad51C-XRCC3 complex; Rad51B-Rad51C-Rad51D-XRCC2 complex. Bases 169 to 1383 code for a protein of 404 amino acids. Gene Ontology annotation, biological process: meiotic DNA recombinase assembly; reciprocal meiotic recombination. The transcript is spliced from 5 exons. Lineage: Eukaryota; Fungi; Ascomycota; Leotiomycetes; Thelebolales; Thelebolaceae.